CCGGGUGGCUCUAAGCGAGGAAGGUCGCUCCAAAGGAAGACGCUCUUGCGAGGUCGAGGAAGCGGCUGUUGUAGUAGUCAUGAUUGGGUCUCUUUGCCGGCUACCCGCAGCCUUGCGGCUGGCGGGACGCUCACGACCCUCGGGAUAUUUUAUGCAGCAGCUGAGUCAGGGGGGACCGAAUGCCAAUGGCGAGGGCAGUGGGUCGAAGGAAGCGGUGGAGCGACUGGUGCGAGCACAUCCCGUGGUGGUGUUCAUGAAGGGUAGCCCGGCCCAGCCCCAAUGCGGCUUCAGCAACGCGGUGGUGCAGAUUCUGCGCCUUCAUGGUGUUAAUGAUUAUCGUGCCUACGACGUCCUCCAGGAUCCCGACCUCCGGCAAGGAAUUAAAAAUUAUUCCAACUGGCCUACUAUUCCUCAAGUCUACCUCAAUGGUGAAUUUGUGGGAGGUUGCGAUAUACUACUCCAGAUGCAUCAAAGUGGAGACCUAGUGGAAGAGCUUAAGAAAUUAGGAAUUCAAUCUGCACUUCUGGAAUCUGAGAAAGACCGUGGCAAAAAAUAAAAUUACUGUGAUUUUGUCAAAGACAUAUUUUGAUAACUGGCACCGGAAAAGCCUCCUGUUCUUUAGUUUAGAAAAAAAACAGGUUUUGAAUUAAUGAGGUUUUAUUAUUAAGCAUUCUGUUGUCUGUUGCACAGUAUGAUCAACUGAUAUAUGAAUAUUUUUACUUUUGCCAUCCAUUUACAAUACUAUCAAAGUGAAAAAAAAAGCAAUUCACUUCUAUUUUGCACUGCUUCGUAUUUGAUUAGUCAUUUUUUAAUUGCCUUUAUGCUAAGAAUUUAUUCCAGAACAGCUAGGAUUAUUUGUCUUUCAUAAAUAUUUUUUUUUUAAAAAAAAAUUCUUGAGUUAAUUCUGGGGACUUUGGGAUGUUUAACUGCAUUUCUUUCACAUUGCAGAUGAUCUAGCUUCUUUGCAGAAGCACCUGAUGAUAGUGAUGCUCUUCCAACUUGUUAAAAAAACAGUUUUUGACAUACACACGGUGAUUCUUUGGGAAGCUAGGUUGUCUUCUCUCAUCUUAAUUUUUCUUUAUUUUAACUUAAUUAUUCAUAUUAAUAGUAUUGACAUUGUUUCUAUUAAGAGAUAAUGUAUUAAAAGUCGAUAGCAAUAUUUCAGUUGAAAAGAAAACAGGCAAUUUGUUAAAAUUUCCAGAAUCGUCUAAAGAAGAGUGCAAGUUAUAGUUGUUCAUAAACAUUUGAGUUUAAAAUUUGCCCCCUCUCGCUACUUUUAUCUGGUAGGUUGGUGGUUGUAGACUUUUUGCCUUGUAUUAUCCGACUACUAUUAAGAGCUAUAGAUUACUUCUUCAUUUUGACAAUAAAAAAUACUUAAGUUUUAAAAACAGCUUUGAAUGUUGUAUUAAUGAGCUGAAUAUAAGUGGAAAGAGUUAGAUGUUAAAGAUAAAAGUAGGAAAAAGCAACCUCUUCAAACAGCUUUAAGACUUUGCUAGCUUAGUUUUCACUUUAGGAAAGUAAAGUAUGAAAAGAAAGAAAUGUUUAAAAUUGAUUUUCAUUCCAAGGGAAAAAAGCAUCCCAAAGAAACUAAAUAAACUCAAGAUAAUGGUA
This is a messenger RNA of Protobothrops mucrosquamatus (brown spotted pit viper), 1611 nucleotides long. It is a transcript of the gene GLRX5, whose product is annotated as glutaredoxin 5. Lineage: Eukaryota; Metazoa; Chordata; Lepidosauria; Squamata; Viperidae. The transcript is spliced from 2 exons. The record is from RefSeq and is a predicted model, not a curated record. Bases 80 to 556 code for a protein of 158 amino acids.